CAUAAUCCGAACCCCCGCCGCAUCUCUCUCUCCCGUCGGCGGAAACAAAUCUCCGGCCAAGCAAUCACACUGCCGCACCCUCUCAUCGUUUUCAUCUCCCAUUCUCCCUCUCCGUCGCUGGCGCUCACAGGCCUCAGUCGAAGACUCAGAGUUGAUACUUCAUUUAGCCCUAACCAGUCUCCUCCGACUUGAAAACCAUAAUCAUCUGCUUGGACAACGCUUUUGGUUAGAUUCGGUGUUUUGAUUUUUUUUUGAAUUCCUCAGCUUUUGGGUGCGUAGAUGUUCACUGCAGCAAGUGUUGUAAUGGGGAUCAAGUCAUCCUCAAGAAUCUACGCGAACCUUACCCUCACCCCUACAGUGUCCCAAGUUCCCUAAUUGACAUGGAUUAAGGAUCCAAAUUGAACUCGCGAAAUCGAUAAUUCCAGUUCGCCCAUCAUAGAAUCAAUGUUUGAGAAUUCAAUGCGAGGCUGGUUUUGAUUGCUGAUCUGCACUUGAAUCGUUGGAGCUCUCGCGUGUCAUGUGACGGUGUGUAUAACAAAGAAGAAUCGACAACUUGGUCUAAUACAGGGAACAGAGUCUCUGCUGAUGGCCUUUAGAGGGCGGGGACGUGGGCGUGGAUAUGGGGGUGGUGGUGGCUUUCGAGUUGCUAAGCAGGAGCCGUUCAUACUCUUCCCGGAUAUUUCUGAAAAUCUCACCGAUGCCAAAACUGUGAAUGAAGAAGUGAACUUAGCCAUCUAUGGUUCGAGGUUGCAGAAAUUUUGGAAUUCCCUUUAUUAUUUCGACGAAGAAAAGACAGAGACCGUUGGAGGUCUUCUGAGGAAUGAAGCUGGGAGGGUUGAAAGAAGUCGUAGGCAAUCUGGGGAACCCUUAAGUUUGACACCUGAAAUCUUGCCCAUUAGAAGGGACUUCCCUCUGGAAGCAUUGACUUCUUUUGAAAGCUCUGACAGCACAAAAGACCAAAGCUUUGACAUAAAAAGGUUAUCUGAUCUAGGCAAGAGAAGAGGCAAACCAAAAAAGGAACUUCCAAAUACUAUUUUGCGUACUUCUGAAUAUGUCCCUGCAGAACUAGCUAGAGUUUCAAAGCUGGAGCAGCGAGGCCAAAAGAAAGUACGAUGGAAUCCAGAGUCAGGUUUGAUGAUAACAGAAUGUCUUGAUUUCAAUUACAACUAG
Ilex paraguariensis (yerba mate) is the source of this 1170-nucleotide messenger RNA. The record is from the annotation of a GenBank genome assembly. Lineage: Eukaryota; Viridiplantae; Streptophyta; Magnoliopsida; Aquifoliales; Aquifoliaceae.